Molecule: messenger RNA, 4909 nt
Organism: Xenopus laevis (African clawed frog)
Lineage: Eukaryota; Metazoa; Chordata; Amphibia; Anura; Pipidae
Gene: cdh26.L
Product: cadherin 26 L homeolog
Exons: 30
Coding region: 848-3913 (1021 amino acids)
Biological process (GO): homophilic cell-cell adhesion; cell morphogenesis; calcium-dependent cell-cell adhesion
Cellular component (GO): membrane; plasma membrane; adherens junction
Molecular function (GO): cadherin binding; beta-catenin binding; calcium ion binding
Source: RefSeq, a predicted model, not a curated record
UUUAAAGGUCAGUGUUUGGCUUAGGGGUUCAUAUUCUCUUCUGCUCAUCAACUUGAUUAAAAGGUGGGGAGCCUCUAUGAAAAGAUUCAUUCGAAUGUAUUCAAGUAACAAGGCUUACAAAUUUCAUACAUAUUUUUAGGCACCAAGGGGUUCCACAACCUGUUAUAAAAAAAAAAAGGGCAGGAGUCUGACCAGAGUCUUGAUGACCUUACAGAUGACAGUUCUGAGGAGCUGGUUGCUGCCUUUCAUUUUGAAAGCUGUCAUUGAUUCAUGUAACCUAUUGCCCAUGAAGCUCAUAUUUCAGAAUGUGGGUGUUACAAUCAUCUACGUGUCUGCUGUGUGUUGCCAGUAAAUUGCAGGCAGUUAUUUUCCUGAAUUAGCACCUUAGCUGACAGCUUGUUUAUUGCUUUGAUAGCUGAGCUCAGCAACCAAAUAGCCUUUUAAUCUUAAUUUAGGGAAGUACAGAAUAGAAGGCAAUAAAAACUUUUUAAAAAAAAAACCCCACACCAAGUAAUCGAUUGACACAGCUGCUUAGAUUACAAUAAAGUAAAAGCCGUGUACUUUUGUUGCUCAUAGAUUUUCUAUAAUUAGAUAAUGAGCAAAGAGUUCCUUAGAAUUGCUGUAGUAAAUAAUUUACUUGGACAGUAAUAUAAGUACAUUUGCUUCUUUAGCAGGGCAAUUGUAACAGCGGGGAUUAAUGAGACCAGACCUGUAGAAGAUAUGUAAGUGCAGUACUUGAUCUUUGCACAUGAUGGAGCAUUGCCCUUUCUGUUUAUGAACUCCUGUUUCGCAUUCUUGCAGUUCUGCAUCGAGAAAAUUGGUCCUUGGUAUCCUUGUCUGCAUCAACAUGAGGCUUCUCUGUCUGCUACCUCUCCUGCUUCUGCUUUUGGUAACAAACACAUUGGAGAAACAACACAAGCGAGAUCACAGUGGGCAAAGGAGCAAAACAAAAAGGAGCCUGGAAGGAACAGAGCACCUCAAACCCCUCCGACGUUCAAAGAGAAGAUGGAUCCUAAGUACCAUUGUUUUGGAAGAGAACGAACCUGGGCCUUACCCAAAAUUAGCUGGAGAUCUCUUUAAUGAUCGGGCAGAAAACAUCUCAAUAAAGUACCUCAUCAGUGGCCCUGGAGUGGACGAAUUUCCGGAGGUUGGCUUGUUCUCAGUCAAUGAGCUCAAUGGGCAAGUGUUUGUUCACCGACCGAUUGACCGGGAGAAGACGCCUCUGUUUGUGGUGCGCUUUGAUGCCAUUGAUAGGGAAACCGGAUCGGUAGUAGAUAAAGCUCUCAUUUUUAACGUGGAAAUUAAGGAUAAAAAUGACAAUGUGCCAGAGUUUGUCAAAAAGGAAUACAACAUCUCCGUACGAGAAUCCUUUAAUUUAGAAAACCCACUUGUGCAAGUUUUGGCAGUUGACAAAGACAAGGAGGACACUGCAAAUUCAGAUGUGAGCUAUACUGUGGUCUCCCAUUCUCCUUCGCUUAAGGAUCUAUCAUUCAAUAUUGACCCCAAAAACGGCCUGCUCCGAGGCAAAGGAUGUCUAAGUUAUGAGAAAGCCAGUCUGAUUAAGGUAACUGUGCGUGCGUAUGAUAAUGGGAUUGUAAAGUUAUCAUCCACCACUACAGUCAGCAUUCAUAUAGAGGAUGGAAACAACCACCUGCCUGAAAUCAUCAUGUCAGAUUACAAAGUCACAGUCAAAGAGGAAGAAGUAAAGAAUGACGUACUGCGGAUAAAAGUAAAUGAUAUGGACACCCCACAAACCCCAGCAUGGAGGGCAAAGUAUAAAAUCAUAGCUGGUAAUGAGAAGGGAAAUUAUAUUCUGACCACAGACCCGGUGACGAAUGAGGGGAUCCUCAGUAUCCAGAAGCCUCUAGAUUUUGAAGGAACCCCAUUCAAGAAAGUGGUCAUCGCUGUUGAAAAUGAAGAACUGUUGUUUACAUGCCUGAAUUCUAAAGUGAAGGUCAACUCAUCCCCAGUGCUGAACAACGUCACCGUCAGUAUUACAGUAUUAGACAACAACGACGCCCCCAUCUUCAGCCCCCUGAAUCUAAUUGUUAGGGAGAAGGAAGGUCUGAAGGCAGGUACUGUCCUGGGGAAACUCAAUGCAACAGACCCAGAUAGGGUGCCGAACAAGAUCAGGUUCUACAUUGCCAACGACCCGGCAGAUUGGGUGACUGUGGAUGAAAAUACUGGAGUCAUAACAACUAAGAAAGAACUGGAUAGAGAAUCCCCUUAUGUAAAUAAAACCUUAUACGCCUGUGUGAUUCACGCUAUAGAUGAUGGAGACCCAUCACAGACAGGCAGCACCACCAUCUCACUCUUUGUGUCAGACAUCAAUGACAACACACCAUAUCUGCUGUCCCCAUACAUGGAAGCUUGUGAGCAACUCCAGACCCCUUCAGUUCCAGGCCCCAGGUCCCUCUCCAUCCGUGCCUCCGAUAAGGACUUGGAUCCAUACUCCGGGCCUUUUCAGUUUGAACUGGCAGACAAUUCACCAUAUACAAAAGAUAACUGGAAAAUUGGAAAAACGAAUCCUGAUGAUUCUGUUGACCUUUUAAUGCUGAGGAAACUCCCAAAGGGUAACUACUCUGUGCCGUUGAAUAUAUACGACCGGCAGGGUACUUUGGAGAAACAAACCCUCAAUAUCCGCAUCUGCAACUGUCCUGAUGGGCAGAAGUGUGAGAAACUACAGCCUGCAGAACAUAACAUGAGCGGGGGGGCAAUCGCAAUUAUAUUUGUGGCUUUGCUGCUCUUCCUAAUUGCUUUCUGCUUCUUGUUUUCUACUUUCUGUGGGUCCAUAAGAAACAAAGGCCUGGUGCUGAAUGAAGAAGGCAAUCAGACGCUCAUCCAAUACAACGAAGAAGGCGGAGGCUCAAUAACGAAGGCAGCCCCUGUCGUCCUCACUAGCAAUGGGAACCUGGAUUUUGGCUCCAAGGAUUUGGCUGGACGCACCCCAUCAGGAGCAGCACUUAGGGCACAGUAUGAUUCCUGGCAAAUAGAUGGAGCUGCUGUUUCUGCAGCAAAGCACCACGUGCAAAACCCAAAUUGGAAUCGGGACGCACUCUCCAGCAUUCGUAGCAAUCAGAACAACAUGUGGAAAGGGGACGCACUCUCCAGCAUUCGUAGCAAUCAGAACAACAUGUGGAAAGGGAGCUUGGGUGCCCAAUCACAGACAGAGAAUAGCAGUAUGAAGACUGAUUUGGCUGGACGCACCCCAUCAGGAGCAGCACUUAGGGCACAGUAUGAUUCCUGGCAAAUAGAUGGAGCUGCUGUUUCUGCAGCAAAGCACCAUGUGCAAAACCCAAAUUGGAAUCGGGACGCACUCUCCAGCAUUCGUAGCAAUCAGAACAACAUGUGGAAAGGGAGCAUGGGUGCCAAAUCACAGACAGAGAAUAGCAGUAUGAAGACUGUAAGUAUAAAACCACAAGAUGUGGCUGGACGCACCCCACCAGGAGCAGUACUAAGGGCACAGUAUGAUUUCUGGCAAAUAGAUGGAGCUGCUGGUUCUGCUGCAAAGCACCAUGUGCAAAACCCAAAUUGGAAUCGGGAAGCAUUCUCCAGCAUUCGUAGCACGCAGAACAACAUGUGGAAACGGAGUAUGGGUGCCCAAUCACAGGCAGAGAAUAGCAGUAUGAAGACUAACAGCAAAUAUCUCCAGUCUGGGUGCCUGAAGAACAAGCCAAUGGGAUUCUUCAUUGACAGUGUUGGAGAAAUGGUGAAUCAACGGCUGCAGGGAUUGGCUGAGCCCCCCAAGAACCCCCCAUACAAGCCUCGUGUUUAUGCCUACGAGGGCGAGCUGGAACGGAUUGACUCCCUGGGAUCCUUCUCCAUUGCAGAGAGUGAGCUCGACUGGAGGUUUCUGGAUGAUUUGGACCCAAAGUUUGCAAAACUGGAAGAGAUUUGCCGCCAGCCCCUCUAAUACUAAUCUGCUGGGGGCAAUUACAAUUUACUUUAUCUGAAAUAAGAAGCUAAUGAGUUAGGCCUAGUUUACUGGACACCUAAGAGGGUUUAUUGACAUUUUAAGACAGAGUUCACCACUCUUAUGUGCUUGGUCUGAGGCCUACCCUAGAGUUAUUUGUGCUCUCCUGCACUAUAAAAAACAGAAUUUACUGUUUAUAAAAUGGAAAUAACAACCUUAAAGUUACAAGAGGCAGCUUAUUGCUGUUCCUGGUGAUGUGCCAUCUGAGGUUCUCACCAUACUACAUGACAGAGUUCACCCUGUAGACACCAGCAUAUGUGUAUAUAUAUUAAUGGUCCGUUUGGUAUGUGCUGAUAUUAUAGUUAAUGUAAAUGUGUAUAUAGCGGGUACAAGUAAUGUGGGAUAUGCUUUCCCUGGAGGUUCUUUUGACUUCUGAAGACCAGAAACAACCUGUGAACAUACAAUUUAGUAAAGAGCUUUUCAUUGCAGUUACUAUCCAGUCAUGUGCUGAAUGGGGGCAUUAACAAACAAUAAGUAGGGCAUUUUUAAAGGAAGGGAUUGGAAAGGGUGCCCUGUUAUGAAAUCAGUUAGCAGGAGAUACGUGAAGGGGUGAGAAGCAGUAAGAGUACAGUGUUGUAUUGUUACCACUAGAGGGUGCUGUUGAGGAGGAAUGUGUUUGGGUCAGUUAAUUCUCUUGCUUGUGGGAAAGCAGAUUCAGUGCAUAUGAGAGGAAGGAUAGGCCCCAAACAUGUGCCAUGUGAUACUCUUCCCUUCCCUAGAUUCACUUUGCUGUCCCUUCUCUUUAUUGCAAAAACUGGGAUUGUGGCAGUUCCCUUUAGUUCCAGGGUGGGGUGUAGUGAUAUGACAACAGUGAUGGAGUGAGUCAGAGUCUUUCCAGAAAGCAAGCUGUGUAUUAUACCAUAUGCAUAUUUGAUAUUGAUUGUAACUGUUACUUUCAUUGUUUUGUUUUUUUUACAUAAAUCCCUUUCAUACAAA